AUGAGUGUUCUUUAUUCCGCCCCAUACGGCUCAAGGUUCAAGUGUCCCGUCACAUGCCAUCCUGUUGCGCUUCCCAACGACGAUUGUUUUCUUCAUACUGUAGGAGGAUCUGUUGGCGUCGUUCUUCGCAAGCAAUUUCCUCCAGGCGAGCCCGCUGUGCGAGUGAAGCCUGUGCGAGCAAUCGAGGGAGUUCUUCUGAUCAACCUGUUCAUUUUCAGAAACAUAAAUUUAAAGUGGAAGCUCCUUAUGGAUCUUUUGGAGUACUGGGCUUUUGAAAUUCUUGUUUUGGUUGCUGGGCUCUUACCUGAUUCUGAGAUGAAUACCUCAUUGAUUUCUAUAUGUGAAAAUACGGAAUGCCUUGCUUAUAUGAUUACAUACGGCUUCAGUGCUGCUGUCAGCACUCGGGUAUCAAAUGAACUUGGUGCUGGGAAUGAACGCAAAGCAAAAGUAGCAGUUACGAUUACCAUCAAGUUAGCAGUCAUGCUAGCUUGUGCAAUUUCAGUUCUAUUGUUAUUUGGUCAUAAUAUCUGGGCAGCUGCUUUCAGUGACAGUUGGAAAAUUAGGCAAAAAUUUGCAACCAUUGCACCACUACUUGCAGCUUCAAUAUUUUUUGAUGCAAUCCAAGGAAUUAUCUCAGGUGUAGCGAGAGGAUGUGGCUGGCAACAUCUAGCAGCAUGGACCAACUUGCUAGGAUUUUAUAUCAUUGGCAUGCCAAUAGCCAUAUUCCUUGCUUUUGUGCUGAAGUUACAUUCAAAGGGUUUGUGGACAGGACUACUUUUUGGCAUCUCAAGUCAGACAUGCAUCCUGUUGUUCAUCUCAUUUUUUAUGACCAAUUGGACUAAGAUGGUGCAAGAUGCCCAAGGUCGACUUGGUGGAGAUGCAAAAGAAGAGCUACCAAGAACAAUCAACCCAUGAGAUGAUGUUUUCUGUCUUAUAUAAAGCAGUUUAUAUGAUCUUUGCCAAUGCCCUAUAAACUCUUUAUAUUAGAGGAGGAAAAGAGAAUAGAUGAACUACUAGUUUUAGUGAUUGUCUAAAAGAUUAUUUAUUGAUAUUUCACUUAAUUUAGUGCAUACAUUAUAUGUUGGAUUCCAAAACAAUUUGAUUAACUAUACCAACAAUGUUAUCUUGGAGUAACAUUAAUUGAAAUGGGUGGUGCAGGAAAAUAGUUUCUUAUAACAAUAUCCAAAGAAAUGGUGUAAUAGGGUGAACUGAGAAAUUCUGAAUGGUAAUCAAAUAAUGUACUUACGAGUGUAACAAUUCCUCCAAUUUUACUUCAUUCAAUCAA
Cryptomeria japonica (Japanese cedar) is the source of this 1285-nucleotide messenger RNA. RefSeq names its product protein DETOXIFICATION 19-like. NCBI's taxonomy places the organism in Eukaryota, Viridiplantae, Streptophyta, Pinopsida, Cupressales, Cupressaceae. Gene Ontology annotation, biological process: transmembrane transport. Gene Ontology annotation, cellular component: membrane. Gene Ontology annotation, molecular function: xenobiotic transmembrane transporter activity; antiporter activity. Bases 1 to 915 code for a protein of 304 amino acids. The record is from RefSeq and is a predicted model, not a curated record. The transcript has 8 exons.